Molecule: messenger RNA, 5280 nt
Organism: Lathyrus oleraceus (garden pea)
Lineage: Eukaryota; Viridiplantae; Streptophyta; Magnoliopsida; Fabales; Fabaceae
Product: disease resistance protein RUN1
Exons: 5
Coding region: 2542-5145 (867 amino acids)
Biological process (GO): signal transduction; defense response
Molecular function (GO): ADP binding
Source: RefSeq, a predicted model, not a curated record
AAAUAUAUUUCAAGUAAUACCUCUAAGUUUUGUUAUGGAGUUUUAGUCUUAGAUUUAUUUAUUCAAUGAAUGAUCUUAAUUUGGUACAAACAUUUGGGAGAAAGAGAGAAAGUAGUGAAACUAGGGGCUUGGCCAUGAGUAUAAGUGUGAUUUGGUUUAUGAGCAAAAUUUCUUUUAAUUCUCAACCUUGGUGUAGAAUUUAGGAGUAAUAAAUAAAAUAAAACACUAAUUAUUUUGCAUUUUCAGAUAAGCAGGAAGACUACCUUGAGUACCCAGUCAUGGCCUCAUGGUCUCUUCAUAAUGUUUAGUUUUGCUAGAUGUAUGAAUGUAGGGAGUUACGACUGAGAUUGUCACAUAAAAGAGUAGGAAUUUUGAAAGGAACUUUGGGUACCUUUAGUAAGAUUACAUCCAAAUGACUUCAGCUACAGUAUUGGCCAUGCUGUGAUACUCUGCCUCAGUGUUUCAUGGGCUGUUGUUUUCAGUUAUUAAUAGCGACCACUCCAGGCGUUAUCCCGGGAUUCUCUCCCGGUGCGGCAACCCUCCGCUACGGAGGAGUGACGCGCAUCCCAGUUUUGGAUAGCGGUCGGGAAAGCUGGCAUAGCGGGUUGUGGGAACGGAGCGCUUCCUGUCCUAGAGCAUUUUUCUGCUUUUAGGACUUUUUUGGAGUGCGAAAAGAACUUUUACCCUUAAAAGAAUUUUAAAUUGGAAAAUUUAUUAUAGUUUUUCCUGUUUUAUCCUCUUUUAUUCGCGUUUUCACCUUUCUCCAUCGUGUUUCUUCUGUUAGAUGCUUCUCGCAUUUUUCGCUCGCUGCAUCUCUUGCCCUAACUCCUCCUCCGCCUCAACUGCUUCAAGCUUCUCUCCAUUAUUCUUCUACUCUUCUUCUCUACUUCUGUUUUCUACUUUUCUAUUUUGUUCUCUAUCGUGUUCUUCUCUAUUCACUGUUUUUCUAUUCGUUUUAAGGGUGUUUUUUCUUUCAUAUCAUUGUUUUUUGCUUUAUUUUAAAAUAUAUUGAUUAUGAGAUUAAUAGAUGUAAAUUAUUCCUAUAAUGAGUCUAAAAAGUUAUUUAAUCUACGUUAAAUAUAUAGGUAGAUUAUUCAUAUAAUUAUUCCAAAAAGUUAUUUAGUCUACAUUAAAUAUUAAAUAUAUAGGUAGAUUAUUCAUAUAGUUAUUCCAAAAAAUUAUUUAGUCUACAUUAAAUAUUAAAUAUAUAGGUAGAUUAUUCAUAUAAUUAAUCCACAAAAUUAUACCGCUAUCCGCAAUCUUGCUAUCCAAUUUUUGGGGUCGGCCGCUCUGUUCCGCUAUCUGGGAUUAAUAACCGCCAAUCUGUGUCAUAGUAAGCACUGGUGGAGAACGGAGAAUUAGGCUGUCCUUGUUGAAAUCCAUGACUGAUUAACCCUUUAAGAUAUCUAAAAAUGUGUUUGACUUAUUUCCAAUGUGAUUCAAGUGGACUUGCAAUGAAUUGGCUGACCUUGUCUACACAAAAUGCAUCCCGUUCUGUGAAAGUCGCAUAUUGCAUUGCUCCUAUAAUAGUGCAAUGAAAACGAGGGACUGGAAGAGUAUCAGUACCCACUCUACUGAGUUUACAUUUGCUGAUUACGGGAAAUGCUAUGUCUUUUGCUUCAUGCAUGCUUUCUUUGUGAAGAAGGCAGUGUUAUCAAAUAGCGGCGCUAUGGCAGCUAUGGCAGAUAUGUAUGGCAGUUUUUGGACUCGCCACAAUGGUAAAUAUUGACUGAAAUUGUGGAUUUUUCUACCAUAGUCGUUAUAACGGCGCCGCAAAGCGGUUGGUAUGACGGGAUUUUGGCUCUCUGCCGUGGACCCGCCAUCUGUCAUCAACAACACUGGAAGAAGGUCUCUAACAUAUUUGGAUUGGCUGAGAAGAAGGAAACCAUUCUUCAUUGUUUUUACUUCAACGUCAAGAAAAUAAUCCAUGUUUCCCAGCUGUUUUGGGGGUGAAUUGGCUGUUAGAGCUUAUGAAUAAGAUCUUAGGUUAGAGUUGAAGAGGACCCAAUUAUGAGCUUAAAUAAAAAAUAUAUAGGUAUAUGUGUUGGAAUUUCCGCCUAAAUUGCAGUUUGUUCCUAGUCGCCUAAAUUGCGACAUUUUAACUUGCCUUCAUUGCAGUCUCCGGCAUCUUCGAAGGGGUGGAUUUAGUUCCACAUUGCUUAGAGAUAUGACAUAUGUUGUAUUUAUAAGUGGGGAUAAUUCUCUCCUUACAAGUCGGUUAUGUAGGGAUGAAUUAGGCCUAACUCAUACGUUCUAGGAUGGUAUCAGAGCUGUCAACCAGGCCAUACAUCAUAUGUUGUCCGAUGUGAGACUCUUAACACACCCUCUCACGCUCAAACUGGACAUCUGGAGCAUGGAAAUAAAUGGUGGAUGACCUUGUACUGAAAGUGUGGGGAGGGGAGACUUUUUAAAGAGAUAGAUCAAUACAUAAACAAGAGAUACGAAUAUGAAUAUGAGUUUAUCAAAAGGAUCGCUGACACGGUGCACAGUACAUCAAAACAAAACCUUUCACAUGUUGAUGAUCAUGCAGUUGGACUUGAGAUGCGCGUGUCUAAUAUACUAUACCGUUUACAAAUGCUUGAUCCCACUGUUAUCAUGAUAGGAAUAUGCGGGGUUGGUGGUAUAGGAAAAACUACUUUGGCAAGGGCGGUGUACGAUUCCAUUGGCCAACAAUUUGAGGGUAUUUGCUUCCUCCAUGAUGUUAGAGUAAAUUCAACCAAAUAUGGAUUGACAUAUCUACAACAGGUAAUUCUUUCUGAUACGGUUGGCGAGAGUAUGAAGCUGUGUAAUGAGAAUGAAGGAAUUUCAAUCCUGAUAAAAAAGUUGCAAAAUAAAAGGAUUCUUUUGAUACUUGAUGAUGUUGACAAAUUGGAUCAAUUGAAGAAUUUAGCAGGAACACCUAGUUGGUUUGGUUGUGGAAGUAGGAUUAUCAUAACUACUAGGCGUAAAGAUAUUCUAGCUGCUCAUGGAGUUGGAAAUAUAUAUGAUGUACCUGUAUUUAGUUAUCAUGAAGCUCUUGUACUUUUAAGUUCCAUUGCGCCAAAAAGACCUAAUCUUGAUGUAGUAUGGGGUCGUGCAAUCAGAUACUCCCGUGGUCUUCCAUUGGUCUUAAAGAUUAUCGGUUCUGAUUUAUCAGAAAAAUCACCUGAUGAAUGGGAGAUUUCAUUAGGCAGAUAUGAAAAAAUCUGCAAUGAAGAAACUCAAAGUAUACUUGAAGUGAGUUGUAAUAGUUUGAACGAACACGAGAAGAGAAUUUUCAUCGACAUUGCAUGUUUCUUUGCUGGAGAACCAUUUUCAUAUGUCAAAGAAGUAUUAUCUGCUUGUGGUUUCUAUACAAAAUAUGGUAUUGACAGACUUAAGGAUAGAUCCCUUAUAUCAAUCACUCCCAGUGGAAGUUUGAUCGUGCAUGAUCAUAUAAUAGACAUGGCUAUGAAUAUAGUACUACAAGAAUCACCUACAAAUCCUUGCAAGCGAAGUAGGUUAUGGCUACCUGAGGAUGUUCUUCGAGUUUUAGACGAAACUGCGUUUGGAAAGGAAAACGAUAAAAUCGAAGUCAUGGUAUUGGACAACUUACCGCAAGGAAGUGUAGAGAAGUUAAGUGACAAAGCCUUCAAGGAGAUGAAAAGCCUGAGAAUACUAAUUAUUAAGGACGCGGUAUAUUCCGAAGUCCUCCAACAUCUCCCUGAUAGCUUAAGAGUCCUGGAUUGGAGUGGAUAUCCUUCAUGCUGUUUGCCGCCUGAUUUUGUCAAUUUGCCUUCUAGUUGUCUCAUUUUCAACAAAUUCAUGAAUAUGAAGUGUUUGAUUAGUAUUGAUUUCACUGACUGCAUAUAUAUAACAGAAGUACCUGAUAUGUCUGGUAUCCCAAACUUGAGGACAUUGUAUCUUGAUAAUUGUAUAAAUGUUACAAAAAUUCAUAAUUCUGUUGGAUUUCUUGAUAACCUUAAAGAGCUGACAGCCACAGGAUGCACUAAUCUAGAAACAAUCCCUGAUUCAUUCGAGUUGGCAUCUCUUAAAGUUCUCUCUAUCUCCGAGUGCCCGAAUCUUGUGAGGUUCCCAGAAAUAUUGUGCAAGAUUGAAAACUUGCGACACAUCAACUUGUGGCAAACUGGCAUAGAGGAAUUACCAUUUUCUAUUGGAAAUGUGACAGGACUUGAAGUUUUAACUCUGAUGGAUUGUACUAGGCUUGAUAAGCUACCUAGUAGCAUUUUUACACUACCAAGACUUCAAGAAAUUCAAGCUGACUCGUGUAAAGGGUUUGGCAUUUCUACUGAAUGUGAAGAUAAUAAUGGACCAGUGAAAUUCACUGUGUCUUCAAACAAGAUUCAUCUGUAUUUGAGCUCUUGCAAUUUAACAAAUCAACAUCUUUUUAUCUGCCUCCGUGGUUUCGCCAACGUUGUACACUUGGACCUAUCUUGCAGUAAUUUCACUGUCCUUCCACCAUGCAUUAAAGAAUGUAUCAACUUGAACACUCUUCUGUUAACAAACUGCAAUCAACUUCAAGAAAUCUCAGUAAUUCCGACAAAUUUGAGAGAUAUAGAUGCAGUGAAUUGCACAUCGUUGACAUCUCAGUCACAAAGUGUACUAUCAAGCCAAGCAUUUCAUGAAACUGGAGAAAAAAGUGUAAUGCUUCCAGGAUCAAGUAUACCAGAAUGGUUUGAUCAUCGCAGCAAUGAAGGAUCCAUUUCCUUUUAUGCUCGUGAGAGAAUCCCUAGUAUUUGUGUGUGUGUUGUUUUUGGAGUGUUGGAAAAACUGCCUCAUCAUUUUCUAGUUAACGUCUGUUCAAUCAUCAACGGCCAUAAAACAAUACUAUCACAAUGUUCUAGUUGGUCAAUUGUAAAAGAACAUGUGUGGAUGUUUGAUCUAAGAGAUUUUAUUGGCCGUAGAGAAACAUGGUUGAAACGUGGUUGGAAUCAUGUGGAAAUUUCAUGCGAGGAUUGUCAAGAUGAGCAUUUGAUGGCACAAGCUGUUCAUGGACUUAGAAGAAUGACAAUUGUAAAAUGGUAUGGAAUUCAUGUGUAUAGACAAGAAAACAACACAAUGGAGAAUAUCUUAUUCACAAGUGCCAACACUCAACAAGAAAGUAAUAUUAAUGAUGAAAGAUUAAAUGGAGACAAUCGCCCUUUGUCUAAACGGCAGUGUAGAUGAUAUCUAUUUGAGGACAACAUAGAAUGUUCUACAGAAUGAUGUUGCAUAGAAACGGUAUUUUGAUUUUCUCCAUUUUCACAUUGUUAGAUAUAUUCAUUUUCAGCUUAGUAUAACAUAGUUUUAUCCUUUAACUUA